UAGGCAACCUCGACUACAAAUAGACGCUCUCACGGGGACUUCUCCAUCAUUGAUUUCAUAUAUUCAAGCCAUUGGAAAAUUCCCUUUACCCUUUUGAAGAUGCAGAUCUUUGUGAAAACCCUUACCGGAAAGACAAUAACCCUAGAGGUUGAGAGCUCGGACACGAUCGAUAAUGUCAAGGCCAAGAUCCAAGACAAAGAGGGCAUCCCACCGGAUCAGCAGAGGCUGAUAUUCGCCGGGAAGCAGCUUGAAGACGGUCGAACUCUGGCCGACUACAACAUCCAGAAGGAGUCCACCUUGCACUUAGUGCUUCGUCUCCGCGGUGGGAUGCAGAUAUUUGUGAAAACUCUUACAGGAAAGACCAUUACUUUGGAAGUCGAAAGCUCCGACACGAUCGACAACGUUAAAGCCAAGAUCCAGGACAAGGAGGGUAUUCCACCGGACCAGCAGAGGCUGAUCUUUGCCGGCAAGCAGCUCGAAGAUGGGCGAACCCUUGCCGAUUACAAUAUCCAGAAAGAGUCAACUCUUCACCUGGUCCUCCGUCUUCGUGGAGGGAUGCAGAUUUUUGUGAAAACCCUUACCGGGAAGACCAUCACCCUGGAGGUCGAAAGCUCCGACACGAUCGACAACGUUAAAGCCAAGAUCCAGGACAAGGAGGGUAUUCCACCGGACCAGCAGAGGCUGAUCUUUGCCGGUAAGCAGCUCGAAGAUGGGCGAACCCUUGCCGAUUACAAUAUCCAGAAAGAGUCAACUCUUCACCUGGUCCUCCGUCUUCGUGGAGGGAUGCAGAUUUUUGUGAAAACCCUUACCGGGAAGACCAUCACCCUGGAGGUCGAAAGCUCUGACACCAUUGACAACGUGAAGGCUAAGAUCCAGGAUAAGGAGGGCAUUCCACCAGACCAGCAGAGGCUGAUCUUCGCUGGUAAGCAGCUGGAAGAUGGCCGAACCCUCGCCGACUACAACAUUCAAAAAGAGUCGACUCUGCACUUGGUGCUCCGUCUUCGUGGAGGGAUGCAGAUUUUUGUGAAAACCCUCACCGGAAAGACCAUCACCCUGGAGGUCGAAAGCUCCGACACCAUUGACAACGUGAAAGCGAAGAUCCAGGAUAAGGAGGGCAUUCCACCAGACCAGCAGAGGCUGAUUUUCGCCGGAAAGCAGCUGGAAGACGGCCGAACCCUCGCCGAUUACAACAUUCAAAAAGAGUCAACUCUGCACUUGGUGCUCCGUCUUCGUGGAGGGAUGCAGAUUUUUGUGAAAACCCUCACCGGAAAGACCAUCACCCUGGAGGUCGAAAGCUCCGACACCAUUGACAACGUGAAAGCGAAGAUUCAGGACAAGGAAGGGAUUCCACCAGACCAGCAGAGACUGAUUUUCGCCGGCAAGCAGCUUGAGGAUGGGCGAACUCUUGCUGAUUACAACAUUCAGAAGGAGUCCACCCUCCACUUGGUGCUUCGUCUGCGCGGUGGUAUGCAAAUCUUCGUGAAGACACUGACUGGAAAGACCAUCACGCUGGAGGUGGAGAGUUCCGACACCAUUGAUAAUGUCAAAGCAAAGAUUCAGGACAAGGAGGGGAUCCCACCGGAUCAGCAGAGGCUGAUCUUCGCCGGGAAGCAGCUGGAAGAUGGGAGGACCCUGGCGGACUACAACAUCCAGAAGGAGUCGACCCUCCAUCUUGUCCUCCGCCUCCGUGGUGGUUUUUAAGUAUCCCAGUGGUCGGUUGGUUCUGGUGGGUUGUGGGUCUCAGCCAUUUGAAAGGCUUUUGAAGUUUGAAAACUAUAUCUAUAUAAAUGAUGUGUUUUGGGUAUUCUGAGUAUACCUUAAUGUCUAAGGGGGGUCGUAAGUGAGGCCAUAAUUAGUUUUUUUUUGUUUUUUCAUUGAUGAAUAAAAGUGGUGUGCUUCUGGUAUAUAUGCAUGACUUGUUUGCUUUUUGUUUGCCUUACACCGGUUUGUGAAGCGCUCCUGAAUGUUCUUUUUGAAUUAAUGAAUCGGUGAUAUUGGAUUGUGAA
This is a messenger RNA of Vitis riparia (riverbank grape), 2006 nucleotides long. Its product is annotated as polyubiquitin. The transcript is spliced from 2 exons. The record is from RefSeq and is a predicted model, not a curated record. Gene Ontology annotation, cellular component: nucleus; cytoplasm. Gene Ontology annotation, molecular function: ubiquitin protein ligase binding; protein tag activity. NCBI's taxonomy places the organism in Eukaryota, Viridiplantae, Streptophyta, Magnoliopsida, Vitales, Vitaceae. The coding region runs from base 100 to 1701 and encodes 533 amino acids. Gene Ontology annotation, biological process: modification-dependent protein catabolic process; protein ubiquitination.